This is a messenger RNA of Pomacea canaliculata, 3183 nucleotides long. RefSeq names its product GTP-binding protein REM 1-like. Gene Ontology annotation, molecular function: calcium channel regulator activity; GTPase activity; GTP binding. Gene Ontology annotation, cellular component: plasma membrane. The transcript is spliced from 6 exons. The coding region runs from base 704 to 1459 and encodes 251 amino acids. NCBI's taxonomy places the organism in Eukaryota, Metazoa, Mollusca, Gastropoda, Architaenioglossa, Ampullariidae. The record is from RefSeq and is a predicted model, not a curated record.
ACUAUCGACCGAGCGCUUUCCCUGCCAGCUGACGUACUCGGGCGACGUAAAAACCACGUGAUCUGUCUGCUAAUAAAGAGCGCGUUUGGCGGCGAGAGAAGUCAGAAAUCGCACAGACCUGCGAGCGUGGUGCCUGCCGCCUGCAACACUCACACUUGAUUUAUCCUCGUGACGCAAGCUUCCACAACAGGGAACUUUUUUUCUGUUAUCCUGCAAGAUAGUCUGCUGUGCUUAGGACGUAUGCUGUUUCUCUACAACUGUUGGCCAAACUCAUCCUUCGUACAACUGAACUGAAAAGACUUUUUUUUAAAAUUAACUCCUCUUCCAAGGAUUUUUUUGGAGUCUUGGAUUUGUAUCUCUACGAUAAUUUAGCAUCUCCUACAUCGUGACACAAUGCCUCAAGCCGAAAGAUAUUUGAACGUGUCCCCAGUCCGGGAAGUGUACUCAGCCCCACACUCUCGUUCCUGCUCCUUCAAGACAUACAGACGACCUCAGGACCUCGACCUCUGGGACUCGCGGCCACGUAACCAACUCUCUGCCCACCUGUCCGAGUCGCACUCGUCAGAGACACGCUUCCGACAGUUCAGCCAGAGACCGUGAGAGAGACCCCGAGAAACUCUGUCGUGUCAGGUCGUUCAAGCUGACCUCCAAGGGUCUGGUCAACCACGGCGACUCCUUCAAGCGGAGGUCCACGCACUCGCUCAUGUCCUCGGGGUCAGCUGCCACGGAGCAGAGCGAGCAGCGGCUUCGAACACUGAGCGUUGCCUCGGAGGAGAGCGGCGGGGUCAGUGGAACUGGGUCGUGCUGUGCCCCCUCGUACUUCAGGGUGGCUUUGCUGGGUGCAGCCGGUGUGGGCAAGUCGGCGCUCAUCAGACAGUUCAUGACCUCGGAGUACAAAGGCACCUUCGACAUCGCUACCCCUGAUGCCGAAGAUCCGGAAACGACGGUGUCUGUUUUGCUGGACGGCGAGGAGUCUAUGAUCGAGUUUGUCGAUGAACCAAAUGAGAACGAGCUGGACAAUGUGAGAGCUGAUGCCUUUGCUGUCGUCUUCUCGCUGGCUGACGUGGCUUCCUACACCACAGCCAUCAGCAUCGUCAGACAUCUUCGUGUGGACCUGUGUUCGGACCGCGCCAUCGUGCUAGUGGGCAACAAAGUGGACCUUGCCCGCCAGCGGAGGGUCAGCAGCCGAGACGCGCGACUCAUCGCCAUGAAGUACGACUGUAAGUACGAGGAGACGUCUGCUGCCCUCAACCACCGAGUGGAUGAGCUGCUGGUGGGGAUCCUCAGCCAGAUACGCCUGAAGCUGGCGCCACCGUCCUCAGACACGCUUCUGGCACCGGAAGUGCCCUCGAGCAAAGGUCGCUCGCAGUCGCCGCGCCGCGCCAUGUCCUUUCUCACCAAACUGUUCAACCAGACAAAGAAGAAGGCCAAGUCCUGCGACAACCUGCUGAUCCACUGAGCCACCGCGCUAGCUGCAACACACAGAAGGGGGAAAAAAAGAUUUAAUUAAAAAAAAGAGAUGGAACUGAGCAGUUCCGUUCUCAAUCCAAGCAAAGAAAAAAGGGAGGGCUGCUGACUAAGGGUGCUGACUGACAGGCGGCGUGACUCAGAUGAUCUCACGCAACCUCCUACCCUCCCUCCCUUCCUCUCCUGCUCCCUGGGAUGAUGUCAGACCAUGUGAGCUAUCCGUUUUGCCCCUUCCAUCCUGUUACCACCACCACCAUUGCUCGGACAAUCGUUACCACGAAAUGUUAACCGUGGAGAGCUAGCUAUGAAGCGAGGUUUCCAGAAAUAAAAGAAUGAUUUCUGCUUUUAAACUGGAAGUCAUCCUUCAAUUGUCAGCUGAAUCCUCCUGCAGGACAACGCGACAUGUGAAUCCACGCCUACGCGACAAUCGCUCCACAUCAUCGCUCCACUGCUGACUGAUAGAGAACUGAACUUUGUCUUGUCUUUCGUGACACAAAACUCGAGAUUCGUGUGACUGCCUUGGUGAUGCUGCAGUUUAAAUUAAACCACAAGACUAGAAGAAGGCCGGAUGGCCAGAUGGCUGCUGAUGGUUCUGCUGUUCAGGAACCACCAUGCUCUUGCUUCUCAUCCUGUACAUUCCCAAAACUACACAUUUCAACAUUCAAGCUAUGCUACAAACAUCACAGCAAGUUCAGUGACAUGGAGAUGACCAUCUGGACUUCAUCACUAAAGAGCUCACUCAAGCUUCUGCAAAUGUGAUGACAUCCGUGCUGCUACUGCUGCUGAGACAAGACUUCUGCCAUUUGCUUCAUCAUUCCCAUGGAAACUACGCCAUUCUUAUCGAAAGAGAAAAACAAACUACUGCUAUUUUGCCUGCAUCCUGGCCAACAUGUGAUCUCAAUGAGGCCGAUCCCAUGGCGGCAUUUGCUGUUCCUCCAUUUGUUGCCUCGAGCUUUAUAUCCGACCUUUGGCUAUAUCCAAGACAAUCUUCCAGCCCUAGUUCAUCCAAAGUCUUCCCAGCAGAAAAGCCUCAUACGAGCGAGACUACAGUUUUGUAUCAUCCAACUCUCUAAGGUGCCAAAACAAACACUGAACUUCCACUACUUUGUGUCAUGAGACAAGACUACAUUCUAGGGAGGGAUGUUUUUAUGUCAGCUUCAUCUGUCCUUGCCCUUUUUGUUUUGUAAAUAUUUGCCAACCCGGGAUUUGAUUUGCUGAUGAGUUCUGCAGUGACUUUUCUUUUAAGAAAAAAUUUCUCUUGCCUUAUGCGUUUCAUGAAAGCCUGUAUGACUUCAUUUAUUUACAAUCAAAACGCGGAUAACAUUCUAAAUGUUUUCUUUCAGUCGUCCAUUUUCUGACAAGCUUAUUUUGUUGGUAAUUGUUAUGAAUUAUUCUUUAUGAUUAAAAAUUGUACAGCUGAGUUAAUUACCCUCCACUGAUUUCAAAAGCAGAAAGAUGCAGUGUGAGAGGUGCAGAGAUAUACUCAUAAUCUUCAUACUCGGCUAUCGGAAAUGAUUUGGUCACAUGGUUGUUACUCAUGAGUAUGCUCAUCCGUGAUGAGAAGCGAGUUUCACCGACUUGACAGGUUGUGUGGAUGUUGCGCUGAAUGACGAUGAGUUUUACAGAGAGAGAUGUACAUUUGUGUUUGUAAUGUCCACGAAAGAAUUUUUUAACGCCACUUAAGACAAUAUUUUUGUAAUAAAAAUGUGUCUAUGA